Molecule: messenger RNA, 1026 nt
Organism: Penicillium alfredii
Lineage: Eukaryota; Fungi; Ascomycota; Eurotiomycetes; Eurotiales; Aspergillaceae
Product: bZIP transcription factor
Exons: 1
Coding region: 1-1026 (341 amino acids)
Biological process (GO): regulation of DNA-templated transcription
Molecular function (GO): DNA-binding transcription factor activity
Source: RefSeq, a predicted model, not a curated record
AUGUUGAAUACUCUACCCCAAGCGCCCGCCGGGGGAUCGAUGAUCGCCAACGGCGCCGCAUUCUUUGUUCGUGAAAACUGGGCCAAGGAGGCCGGCCUGGGUGCUCAUCGACUGGUGCCUAGUCUGAGAGCUAAGAGAGCUAUGGCCAGCAAGGACAUGAGACCGCUGCAGAAGCGCGAGUCUCGCUCCGGCACUCGCAAGGUAUCCUCGCUCUCCGCUGAACAGCUGGAGCGCAAACGUGCCAAUGACCGCGAAGCCCAGCGGUCCAUCCGUCAACGCACCAAGGAGCACAUCGAGCAGCUCGAGAUCCAGGUGUCAUCGCUGCAGGGCCAGAUCGCGGAUCUACGGCCGCGCAGUGACCGCUUCGACGAGAUCAUACAACGCAACGCCGUUCUCGAGGACGAGGUCGACCGUCUCAAACACCAAUUAACCUCGUUGGCCCGUCCCGGAUUCGCCGGUGCCGGUGAGCAGGUGGCCGCGGGAUCUCACCGCGGUGGAUGGGGCAUGGAAGAAGCCCCCAACAGCACAGCCAUCCCAACCACGGGGACGAUGCUCUCGCCGCACUUCACCAGCACGGCUCACGCGACCCCCACCGUCCCUCGCUCAGCCUCCAGCCGAUCGCCCCACCCCGCCGACUGGCAGGAACAAUACUCGACGCGGUCGCCGUCGCUGGGCGCCGCGUCCGACCCGGAGUCGUUUUCCAACCACAUGGACUCGUACGUGAUCGAUGGCCAGCUGCAACAGGGCGGCCGCAUCGUGCCUUCCUCGCUCUCCGUCCCCGGUCCCCAGAUCAGCUUCAGUGCCACCACCAGUCCCACCCAGGACUCCCCCGACUCGGCUUUCUCGCAGUAUCUCCCCAGCCACUGCUCCAUGCCCGCAUCCAUGCCCGGUUCCAUGCCCAGCGUGACAGCCGCGCACUUGCCGACGGCCGUCUACCAGGCCUCUGCCCCGUCAUACCAGCACCCGAUGGCCCAUUCCCCACAGGGAGACCAGGCAUACCCCUACCAAUGGGUCUCACAGACAUGA